Molecule: messenger RNA, 1440 nt
Organism: Colletotrichum godetiae
Lineage: Eukaryota; Fungi; Ascomycota; Sordariomycetes; Glomerellales; Glomerellaceae
Exons: 3
Coding region: 130-957 (275 amino acids)
Source: RefSeq, a predicted model, not a curated record
UCACCUAUCAAUCAUGCUGUCUCCAUGACCUCAUGCGACUCUUCAGAUUUACACAGGAGCAAACAAAACACCAUCAACAUAUCAGUAUAAUAGUCCCAAAUGAUAUGCGAAUAUUGAAGCGUUGUCAAAAUGGCAUCUUCUCGUUCAGAGAUGCCAAGCUACGCAAGAUUCGCAGAGUUUUCGGCAUCCGACCCAGAACUCACAAUCUUUAGAAAUUUUCAGGUCCUCGCCUCGAGAAACUUACUGUACCUACAAUCAGCCAUGCUCGAGAUCGAAAACGAGAUGCGCGAGCUAGACGAAGAGGAUGCCCGGGACAUGAUGAACCUGGAGGUCCUACUCUCCACCAAAUGCUGGGAGACCUUCUCAGCAAGAGCAAAGGAAAACUGCGAAAGAGAUGCUGCGAGAAUGAGACUUGUUGCUCGGCUGAAGGAGACUAGUAAGGAUUAUUAUGAAGCUCUAUUGCUCCAAAGCCAAGUCAUGAAGUUUCCCAAGCCCAAUGAUCGUGUCUUUCGAGUUUUCCGGGGCUGGUUCGAGGCCGAGCAGCCUUUUGUCGGCUACGGGACAGACCUCCUCGGCCAAAGGAGCGAUUUCAUCGCUCUUAGCCCGUCAAUUGAAACGGACUUCCUCACCAGAUCUCUUCAAGGCUUGGCUGGAAGGUAUUUACCGGGUUCACGGCACGAAACAAUGGGGGGUGUCAAGUACUACUCCGCUCGUCACGUCACCCGCCUCGUCAAGAUAAUCACCGUCCUCGCCGCCUCUCUCGUAAUACAAGCCGCCAUCGUCACCCUCUAUCUCCUCCGCAACGAGGUCCUGCGCCUCUGUAUGAUCGCCGUCUUCACUAGCGCAUUUGCAGCCAGCUUGGCCGUCAUGACGGACGGUAGGAGGACAGAUAUAAUCCUAGCAACGGCAGCAUGUGCAGCAGUUUUGGUAGCCUUCGUCGCACAGGAUCAAGGUUAGCAGUAUCGGUGCUGCGAUGCCUGGUUUGGUGUCGACUACCUGUUGAGUCAGGAUCAUGGGAGAUUCAGGGAAGAUCCAAAGGCCGGACACCGGCCUCCUGGAUUAGGGGAUCUUCAUCAGUGACCGAGGUUCCUGGGGCUUGACCUGAUGGAUACCUAUAAGCAAUUUAUUCUCAUAUGCCUUUUAUGUUAGCCAAGGUAUUGAUCCGACGAAAGACCCAAUGUUGCAAUCACACGAAUACCAAGCUUGGUUGAUGGUGGGCUCGAAGUCGAUCAAACCUCCGAGGGCCUGCUGUGCGCACCGUACCUAGUACGUUCGGUAAAACUGCAAAUUAAAGGCCCAUCAGCCCUACGGAGAAAGACUGGGUUAUGAUGCGCCCGUGCAUGAAACGAGCCAUGGAUGUUUCUGGCGCUGGACAAGUGUCCCGAUCUGUUUUUGGAGGCAGCCCGAGUUCAGGGGGAAAUGCACAUGUGCAGUUACAGU